Triticum turgidum subsp. durum (durum wheat) is the source of this 690-nucleotide messenger RNA. The record is from the annotation of a GenBank genome assembly. NCBI's taxonomy places the organism in Eukaryota, Viridiplantae, Streptophyta, Magnoliopsida, Poales, Poaceae.
AUGAGCGGCGGCGGCGCCGGCGACACGCUGGACAAGCUGGUGGUGUUCCUGGCGAAGCGCGACGGCGUGGACAAGCUGGUGAAGACGUACCAGUACGUGUCCAAGCUGGCGCACUGGGCGGCGGAGACGUCGCACCCGGGGCUGGCCGGGCGCGCCAAGAGCUGGGAGACGGCGGCCGGGCUGAGCCGCAAGGUGUUCCGGUCAGGCCGCUCCCUGACGGGCUUCAACGCGCUGCGGCGGUCCCCGGGGGAGUUCGGCGCGCUGGCGGUGCUGGCCAACGCCGGCGAGAUGGUCUACUUCUUCUUCGACCACUUCACGUGGCUGUCCCGCGUGGGCGUGCUGGAGCCCUGGCUGGCGCGCCGCGCGAGCUUCGUGUCGGCCUUCGGCGAGUGCGUCGGCUACGUCUUCUUCAUCGCCAUGGACUUCAUCGUGAUCAGGCGCGGGAUCAGGCGGGAGAGGGCGCUGCUGCGCGGGGAAGGCGGUGGCGAGGGGAAGGAGAAGGAGGGCGAGGUGAGGAUGAUCCGGGCGGACCGGGUGAUGCGGCUGAUGGGGACGGCGGCGAACCUGGCGGACCUGGUCAUCGGCGUCGCGGACAUCGAGCCCAACCCGUUCUGCAACCACGCCGUCACGCUGGGGGUCAGCGGCCUCGUCUCCGCCUGGGCUGGCUGGUACAGGAACUGGCCGUCGUGA